Staurois parvus is the source of this 1238-nucleotide messenger RNA. The record is from the annotation of a GenBank genome assembly. Lineage: Eukaryota; Metazoa; Chordata; Amphibia; Anura; Ranidae.
UUUCAGCUUUUCUCACCUGGAGUGAUUACAGAACCCCAGCAAGACUCACAAGAUAAUAUAGUCGAAUUUGAUAUUCCUUCUGUGAUAUUGGAAAUAGACAGAGGAAAAAAACUGAGUUGUUCGCACUGUCAAAUAAAAGGAGCUACUGUUGGCUGUAAUAACAGAAGGUGCAGGAAAACAUACCAUUAUCUAUGUGUGACGGAAGCCGAAGGUAUACACGUUAGAGAGGAAGAUAAAGAACUGUAUAUUGCCUACUGUUAUAAGCAUAAAGCUCAAGCUGCAAACAACAACCAGUUGGAUAAAGACACUGAAACUUCUGGAACGCUCAUAACAUCAGCCUGUUCAAACGAAUCACGCAAAAAGAAACCACUGAAGAUCAAAGUACAGAGACAACAUGCAACUGUGUCAAAAAUAGGAACUCAUCAGGAUUCCCAGAAAAAAAGGAAAAAGAAAAUGGAAUGCCGUACUGCAAGGAAAAAAUUGAGAUUUGACAGAAUGGAUGAACCGGAACUGAGAGAAAUGCAGAAAUGCGUUAUGACUCAGCAAUCCAUACAAAUGAAAAAGACAAGGAAGUCCCAGGACCAUCUAGGACACGCCCUUUACAUAUAGAUCUUAUUAUUAGAAGUGAUUCUGAACCUGAUGCAGAAUCAUUGGAGUCAAAUGGUUCCCACGCCACUCAGAUAACAGCCGAACAGAAUGCAGGAAUGAGAGCUGAGUCAGAGAAGAAGCACACACUGUCAGAUCAUACAUAUCAUGAACAAAUGGUAGCACUAGGAACAUCUACACCUUUGCUGCAGCAGAGUCAAGUUACAAUUGUUAUUGGAAGUGAUACUGAAACUGAAGAUGAAUUACCAACGUUUAAUGGUUCUCAACUGGUAUGCAUAAAAAGAGAAGGAAAUACAACUAAUGAUGACACAUCUGUUACUGAUACUCCAUCUAGAGUAGUUCAAGAAACUCCGCCAUCACCUGCUAGUGAAUGUACAUCAAGCUUUAGCACAGAUUUCUCUCGGACCCCAGAAAUAUCGCGUUCUGUCUCUCUCAGUGGUUUUCCAAAAAGAAAUAGGAAGCGCAAACGUAAAAGAAAUAAUCCACAGCUUGAAACUGCUCUGUCGACUAUGCCACCCGAGGAAAGGGAUGCCUAUUCUCAAUUGUAUGAUGAAGUUGGGGGUUCAUUGGCCAUGUCUGAAGAUUUCUCCACAUAUGACUGUGAUGUAAGUCCUCUGUUUUAUUUCUAUUGA